Molecule: messenger RNA, 2037 nt
Organism: Durusdinium trenchii
Lineage: Eukaryota; Dinophyceae; Suessiales; Symbiodiniaceae
Source: the annotation of a GenBank genome assembly
AUGCCCAGCGACAAGACCAUUGGUGGCGGAGAUGAUGCCUUCAACACGUUCUUUUCCGAGACAGGUGCUGGGAAACAUGUGCCACGAUGCGUGAUGGUGGACUUGGAACCAACGGUGGUUGACGAGGUCCGCACCGGCACCUACCGCCAGUUGUUCCACCCCGAGCAGCUGAUCAGUGGAAAGGAAGAUGCUGCCAAUAACUUCGCACGCGGACAUUAUACCAUCGGGAAAGAAAUCGUUGACUUGGUGUUGGAUCGCAUUCGCAAGCUCGCGGACAACUGCACCGGUUUGCAGGGAUUCUGCGUCUACAACGCUUGCGGCGGUGGAACCGGCUCUGGCCUGGGCUGCCUCAUGCUCGAGCGCCUGUCGGUGGAUUAUGGCAAGAAGAGCAAGAUUUCCUUCACAGUGUGGUGUUGCCCUCAAGUGGCCACUGCGGUGGUGGAGCCCUAUAACACCGUCCUGUGCGUGCACUCCUUGCUGGAGCACACAGAUGUGACCAUCAUGUAUGACAACGAGGCGCUCUAUGAUAUUUGCCGGAGGAACUUGGACAUCGAGCGACCCACCUACACCAACUUGAACCGACUCAUCGCUCAGAUCAUUAGCUCCCUGACAGCCUCCCUUCGCUUCGAUGGUGCCUUGAACGUGGAUAUCACCGAAUUCCAGACCAAUUUGGUUCCUUAUCCCAGGAUCCACUUCAUGCUCACCUCCUACGCCCCUGUCAUCUCUGCUGAGAAGGCCUACCAUGAGCAGCUCUCCGUGGCGGAGAUCACCAUGUCGGUCUUCGAGCCGGCCUCCAUGAUGGUGAAGUGCGAUCCUCGUCACGGCAAGUACAUGGCCUGCUGCAUGAUGUACCGCGGAGACGUCGUGCCCAAGGACGUGAACGCAGCAGUGGCCACCAUUAAGACGAAGCGAACCAUCCAGUUCGUGGACUGGUGCCCCACCGGCUUCAAGUGCGGCAUCAACUACCAGCCACCGACCGUGGUGCCGGGCGGCGAUCUGGCCAAGGUCAUGCGUGCGUGCUGCAUGAUCUCCAACUCCACGGCCAUUGCAGAGGUCUUCUCUCGCAUUGACCACAAGUUUGACCUCAUGUACAGCAAGCGCGCCUUUGUCCAUCACUACGUGGGCGAAGGCAUGGAGGAAGGCGAGUUCUCGGAGGCUCGUGAGGACCUGGCUGCCUUGGAGAAAGACUACGAAGAGGUUGGCAUUGAAACCGCGGAGGGCGAAGGACAGGGUGCGAAGAGGAGGGCUAUGGCGAUGAGUUCUAAGUUUGCCUCGCCCAUGGCACGGCGGCGCUGCGCAGGGCACAGCGAGCACCUCAGAAGCGAUGUGGAUUUCGCCAUCGCGAUCACGCAGAGCAACCCCGAGGUGGCGGACGCUGCGGCUGCAGAGCUGGAGGUUCCCACGGAAUGCCUGCUCUCCAUUGCCCGCAAGGCAGAGCUACGCUUCGAGAAGGAGGCCAUGCUGGAGAUGAUCCGCGAGAGCGGAUGGAGGUGCUUGCGCUUGGCGGGCAGCACAGUACGUCAAGAGGAAGAGGUUCAGAAAGCAGCCGUGGAACAGAGUUGGCGCUCAGUGAAAUGGAUGCUGGAACCCACGCUGGCAGUCGUCCUGACCGCUGUUGGGCAAGACUUGGCGGCGGCCGAGCUUUUGGGGAGCAUUGAGGAGAACAUGAAGGCGAUUGUGGCCAUGAACCACCCGGAGGUCAUUAAGUACCCGGCCUUCGCUGGGCGGACGCCCCUGCUCGCGGCGCUGCGGCAGAACGGGCAGCUCCUGCAGUUCGCCACCCCUGAGCUGCGCGAGGACUUUAAGGUGGUGGAGGCUGCGUUGAGUCAAUCGCCACAGGCGAUCCGUUUCGCGCGUGGCGCUGCCCUGGCCAAGUUGAAGGCCCAGCAGCAGGCCACGGCGCCCAUCUUGAGCUCUCCAGCGGCCACCCAGCAGGCAGAUUUGCUCCCCUGGGCCGCUGGCAAGCAGGACGAUGCAUCCCGCAUCGACUGGUGUUGUUGCGCAGCCGGCGAAGAGUCGCCCUGGCAACAGCUCUAG